Molecule: messenger RNA, 2430 nt
Organism: Micropterus salmoides (largemouth bass)
Lineage: Eukaryota; Metazoa; Chordata; Actinopteri; Centrarchiformes; Centrarchidae
Product: P2X purinoceptor 3-like
Exons: 13
Coding region: 447-1661 (404 amino acids)
Biological process (GO): monoatomic cation transmembrane transport; response to ATP
Cellular component (GO): plasma membrane; nuclear inner membrane
Molecular function (GO): extracellularly ATP-gated monoatomic cation channel activity; ATP binding; purinergic nucleotide receptor activity
Source: RefSeq, a predicted model, not a curated record
CAGCAGAGUGGGUGAAAAAGGAGAGAAAGAAAGAUGUUUACUUGUUGACUAGUUAGUCAACAUGAUACAUUAAGCUGGAAGUUAGAGCAAGAGAGCAUCAGCUGAAAGUAGGUGCCACUGAACUACAGGAAUUUCUUAACUGUGUUUUCAGAAGACGGCUCAACCUAUUCCAUGAAGAAGAAGUCGAGAUACAGUCCUUGGAUGUCUUGAUACUGCUCUCAGUGUUGGAUCUGAAAUAUCGAUUUCUUUUUUUCUUCAACACAAAAUAAUAGUGAAGAUGUCAGCCGCAUUUGGGGACAGCAAUCUGUUAUUACUGUAGGUAACAGCUACUUCAUUUGGAGUUUACAUCCAUAAUCCACACAUUUUUUUAGAUUCCUUUAAGUCAUAUCACAUACAGAAUAUACAAAAAACAAAGUAUUAGUAGUAGUAAAACACAUAGUGCUAGUAUGUGGGCUUGUAUAACAGACUUCUUCACCUACGAAACCACCAAGUCGGUGGUAGUGAAGAGCUGGACCAUCGGCAUCAUUAACCGUGUCGUCCAACUCCUCAUCAUCACUUAUUUCGUUGGGUGGGUGUUUGUCAAUGAGAAGGCCUACCAGGUGAGAGACACAGCUAUUGAAUCCUCAGUGAUGACCAAGGUCAAAGGUUUUGGAAUCUACAACGACAAGGUCAUGGAUGUUGCAGACUACGUCACUCCUACACAGGGAGCUUCAGUCUUUUGCAUCAUCACCAAAAUGAUCACUACAGAGAACCAAGUCCAAGGAUACUGCCCAGAGAGUGAGAAAAAGUAUAAUUGUGCCAAAGACAGUGACUGCACAAAGCACCUCAACAAGCCAGGAAGUUAUGGAAUUCUUACAGGGAAAUGUGUUCCUUUCAACACCACAGUCAACAGAUGUGAGAUAAAAGGAUGGUGUCCUGCCGAAAUCGACACCAUCAAGACUACGCCAAUGAUGGAAGUUGAGAAUUUUACCAUUUUCAUUAAGAAUAGCAUCCGCUUCCCAACCUUCAACUACACCAAAGGAAACUUCCUUCCUACCAUCACUGAUGAUUACAUCAAAAAAUGUAACUUUGACAUGGUCAACAACACCUACUGCCCCAUCUUCAGAGUGGGAGAUGUCGUCCGCUACGCACAGCAGAACUUCACUAAACUGGCAGACAAGGGAGGAGUGAUUGGAAUAAAGAUCGGCUGGAUAUGUGAUCUGGACAAGUCAGAUGACCAGUGUAACCCUUCAUACUCAUUCACCCGACUGGAUGCCAUGUCACAGAAGAAUGAUGUCUCACCUGGCUACAAUUUCAGGUUUGCCAAAUAUUAUAAGAUGGAUAAUGGGACGGACUACCGCACUCUGGUCAAAGCCUAUGCUAUUAGGUUUGAUGUUCUGGUCAAUGGAAAUGCAGGGAAGUUCAACAUGAUCCCUACGCUCAUUAACAUGGUGGCAGCCUUCACGUCAGUGGGAGUGGGCACAGUGCUGUGUGACAUCAUACUGCUGAACUUCCUGAAAGGAGCAGAGCAAUACAAGGCCAAGAAAUUUGAAGAGGUGUCAGACAGCCCGCUGGGUACCCAAAGCCAUGGGCUGUACUGCUCCCAGUUGUCACUCAGACAUAACGAGACCAUCAUGAGGUCCACUGACUCAGGGGCAUUUUCAAUUGAUCAUUACGGCUGAAUGGACAGAAGCUACAGCCAAUGGUCAGGGAGCAGUAGACUGAGGACGACAGAUGUGGGUUGGGUUUCUCUAAAAAUUGGCCAGCAUGGUAGCCCAGUGGACAGCACUGUGGCCUCACAGCAAGAAGGUUCAGAACUUGGUCAGCCCAGCCCUUUCUGUGUGGAGUUUGCAUGUUCAAGUCCCUUUCAUUUCAAACUGUGGAUUGUUUAUUGCUUGCACUUCUAGUUUUGUAAUUGUUUCCAUUAUGCUAUGCAGUGCUGUAAAAUAUACUCGGUUUUUUUUUCUGCAUCACAAUGACAUGCUCUGUCAACAAAUUAAAGUGCACAGUAAAAGCGUAACUGUGAAUCUUGUCCAAUCUCUUGCAAUGUUUACUGUAACUCUGUACUGUUGAAAUUGAUCUAUGCCAUACAGAAAAAGCGUAGCUUUGUGCAUUUUUAAUCAUUGUCAUCCAAACCUUAGCCAUAGUUUACCAAUAUAAACAGUUUUGCUAAUGUUAAGGAUGAUUCUAGAAAUGUACCACUGACUGACGACUGAGAAAAAGUCAUUUUCUUGUGAAAAAAAGAAGCUCCUGCAAUACAGUUUUUCUCAGUUGUUUACACAGUAGAACUGGUACCUGAGACACAAUGACCACAGCCUGUAAUUGAUGUACUCCCUGAACACAAUACAAGCACAUUUCCUGCUUUACACCCAGCUUGCAGUUUUUUACAGUAACACAACAUUCAAAACACUACACACAUUUCUCUACGCACAUAAACAUAACAUUUUUGUA